ACGGCAAGACUGCGCAGUCCGCACCGUGUUCCGCACCCCACGGCAGGCGCUUGAGAGUACUUGACUACUACCCUCCCACCUGCGAGACUGCAACGCCGUUGCUUCAACUCGACUCCAGCAUCCCUCGUCCCCGCAUCACCGCGCCGCCGACACUCCGCUCGCUUUCGCUCCCGAGACCCGGGCCUGCCGAGCCGCCGCCAUGGACGAGGAGUACGACGUGAUCGUUCUGGGCACGGGGCUCAAGGAGUGCAUCCUCAGCGGUCUCCUCUCUGUCGACGGCCUCAAGGUUCUACACAUGGAUAGAAAUGAUUACUACGGAGGAGAUUCCACCUCCCUAAACCUGAACCAGCUCUGGAAGAGGUUUAGGGGGGAAGACAAGCCACCGGCACAUCUAGGUGCAAGCAGAGAUUACAAUGUAGACAUGGUUCCAAAGUAUCAUGCAGACUUCGAUAUAUGUCACGAUUUGCAUGGCCUCAUUAUUGGAGAGCACGUUUCACACAUACCGGAAGAAAUUCGCUCGUACAUCGUUAGUCAUCGGACACGUACCACCUUACACUUUUCCUUAAACAAAAAGUUUAUGAUGGCAAACGGGACUUUGGUUCGCACUCUCAUUCACACUGAUGUGACAAAAUAUUUGUCAUUCAAAGCUGUUGAUGGAAGCUAUGUCUUCAGCAAACGGAAGAUUCACAAGGUUCCUGCCACCGAUAUGGAGGCUCUAAAAUCUCCUUUGAUGGGUCUAUUUGAGAAACGUAGAGCAAGGAACUUUUUUGUUUACGUCCAAAAUUACAAUGAAGCUGAUCCAGUGACACAUCAGGGGUUGGACCUCACAAGGAUUACAACUAGAGAAUUGAUUUUGAAACAUGGAUUGAGUGAUGACACUGUGGAUUUUAUUGGCCAUGCACUCGCUCUGCACAGGGAUGAUCGUUACCUAAAUGAACCUGCCCUUGAUACUGUAAAAAGGAUGAAGCUUUACGCUGAGUCUCUUGCACGUUUUCAAGGAGGCUCGCCUUAUAUUUAUCCAUUAUAUGGGUUGGGUGAGCUGCCACAGGCUUUUGCACGUCUAAGUGCUGUUUAUGGUGGUACAUAUAUGUUAAAUAAACCAGAGUGCAAGGUUGAAUUUGAUAUCGAAGGGAAAGUGUGUGGUGUUACUUCAGAAGGUGAAACGGCGAAAUGCAAAAAGGUUGUCUGUGAUCCUUCUUACUUGCCUAGCAAGGUAAGGAAGAUUGGAAAAGUUGCACGUGCAAUCGCUAUUAUGAGCCACCCAAUUCCAAACACAAAUGAGUCCCACUCGAUUCAGAUUAUUUUGCCGCAGAAGCAACUUGGGCGCAAGUCAGACAUGUAUGUUUUCUGUUGCUCAUAUACACAUAAUGUUGCGCCAAAAGGGAAGUUCAUUGCAUUUGUGUCUGCGGAAGCUGAGACCGAUAAUCCACAGUCCGAACUAAAGCCUGGAAUUGAUCUACUUGGUCAAGUAGAUGAACUGUUUUUUGAUAUGUAUGACAGAUACAAACCUGUCAAUGAACCAUCUCUUGAUAAUUGCUUUGUUUCAAUGAGUUAUGAUGCUACUACACACUUUGAGACAACUGUGACAGAUGUUCUCAGUAUGUACACAGCAAUUACUGGAAAGACCGUUGAUCUCAGUGUGGACCUGAGCGCUGCCAGCGCAGCUGAAGAAUACUAGAGAUUUUCCUAUUAGAGAUACCAUACUCUAAAGAAGAACGGUGUUAACACAGGCCCUGCCUGGUGGCUUGCCAGGUUUAGAUCUAUGCUGCAGCUGCAGCCAAUUAAACGGACAGAACAUAUCACCCUAUAGCAUUUACAUGGCGUUUAAACACAAGACCGUUUAGGAUGAUGGUGGUGGUUCCUUUGUUCCUUGCAUUAUUGAUCGGAUGGUUAACUUUUAACUGUGCUCACGUUUGCUACAACCUGCUCGUUCUUGUCAGUGAUGCAUUGUGAUCGCUUUUCAGAUAUGCAUAUCGGCAUUUCCGUU
Molecule: messenger RNA, 1987 nt
Organism: Zea mays
Lineage: Eukaryota; Viridiplantae; Streptophyta; Magnoliopsida; Poales; Poaceae
Source: RefSeq, a predicted model, not a curated record